UCCGAGCAUCAAUAUUGGACUUGUCGUGUACGAAUACGAAUAAUACGGCUAAUGAUGAUGGAUUCCCCACGUCGAAGUCGAAACCGUGCUGCCUGCCGACGCUGUCAACGACGGAAAAUCCGAUGUGAUGGCGAGGUUCCUAAAUGCACAUCGUGCAAGAAGGCGAAUACACCCUGUGUCAAUGAUGGUAAGCAGGAAGUAAGCCGCACAUACAUUACAAGCCUGCAAAAACGCGUGCAAUGGCUCGAAUCAAUGAUUCGCGAACAAGGGACCAAUAUCGAAGAUGGCCCACCCUUGGAUUUUAUGGAUAAUAUGGAUAAUUCGCAACUUGACAUCACUAAUCAUGAGGACGAAGCUGCCGAGUCUGCUAUUACUGCUACUGCCGCCGCUAUCUCUGGCUCAUGCCAAUCACCUACCCCGGUUCAACAAAGACAGGAUAUGCCACUUGCCGACUCGCAACUUUCUCGCGCACAGUCAAAACAGGCCCAUGAGAUUGGUCUAGUCUCACUUUCUUCUGGAGCUGAGCCGAGAUAUAUCGGCCCCUCGAGCGGUUAUUUCCUAGCAAAUCUGGUCUUUUCCAACACUGGUCGAAGAGCAAGAUCAGCAGGCAAUCGAGGCAAUGGAAGUGAGCCGAUCUCACUCUCUGCUGAUCUAUUUAAUAGCCCUGCAUCUUUACCAACUCGCAAAGAAGAUGCAGUCGAGCUUUCUUCAAAAUACUUCGCUUCCGCUCAUCUCAUGUAUCCGUUCCUGCAUGAACCAUCUCAUAUGCAACGGAUGAACAAAAUGUACAUGGAUGGAGAAGCCAACACUAACCCAGUGGUAGCCUUCCAUGUAUAUAUGGUCUUGGCCAUAGCAGCUUCGGACCUCUCCCGUCGCUUCAGAAUUCGCCUCCCCGCUGAAGGUUACUACACCGCAGCCACUCACUAUUUUGAAGCCGCUUGUGCCGAGGGCUCCCUAGAGGGGCUUCAAAGUCUCCUUCUCCUCAUGGUCUAUGCUCUUCAUAAUCCAUCAUGUGGGGUCAAUGUUUGGGGCUUAAAUUAUCAGUGUCUGGGAGCGCUUAUCGACCUCGGUCUUCAACGCGAUGUGCGUGCAUCCUCCGCAUUUCAAAUAUCGUUCUUAGAGCAGGAGAUGAGGACUCGGAUAUUCUGGGUGGUUUACAGUUUUGAUCGGACAUUGGGCACCAUAAUGGGUCGACCCAUUGGUGUCCGAGACGAAGCUUGCGAGCUUCGACUUCCUUCUGAUGUCGCCGAUAUAUACCUCUCAGAAGUCACAGCAGAAACAAUGAAUGGCUCGCCAUCACACAUUACAUACUCGAUUCACCUAUUCAGGCUGGCUCGGCUGAAUUCAGAAAUCAAAUAUGUCAUGCACAGCAUCUGCAGAGAUCCUCCCCGCUAUGCUUACCCCCCGAUUAUUGACAUUCAUCAAUGGCAAAACGAGAUGAUAGACCGGCUUCAGACAUGGCUAUCAGAGAUUCCUCGUGUCCUUGGAAUGGAAUCGAUUGCCAAGAUAUGCGAGACUAGAUAUCACGAAAUGAUGAUUCUAGUCCUCCGACCUAGUCCCAGUAUUCCGGAUCCUUCAGACGAGAUACUCGCACGAUGUUUCCGACAUGCCGUGGAUCUACUCCGCGGCUUCGGAGAGUUAUAUCGACAAGAGUCGCUUUUAUAUAGCAGACUCAUAGUGCACUCCAUUUUCUUGGGAACACUGAUAAUGCUGCACUGUCUAUGGAGGCUACCGAAUAUUGCAUCACAGAUCCAAAUCGACGACCUGGUAGCAGAUAGCGGCAUCAGUCUGAACAUCCUCAGCAGCAUCGGCGAGUACUGGAUAGAAGCCAAGCGAGCGAGAGAUUGCAUCCAUGAGCUUUCAGGCGCUACAAUACAACGAUUGAUCAAAGCACGAAGGCUGGAGUCUUCUGCAUCUCUGCCGACGCCACGACCAGGUACUUUUAGCGGGAGAAAUUUGCGAUCCCAACAAGCGAAUGAAAAUUUAUUAUCGCCCGAUCGAAUCGAUUCCGCUAUUGAUGCUGGCCCGACAAUGCUUGACGAUUAUGAUUUCAAUAUGGAUACUUCGACCUGGCUGAAUGAUACCAUGCCAGGUGGGUUUAUGGAUCUGGCGGGCGCGCCAGACUGGGAUAGCAUGAUGUGGGGGAUCUUCAAUAGCAAUUGA
This is a messenger RNA of Penicillium atrosanguineum, 2163 nucleotides long. Its product is annotated as Zn(II)2Cys6 transcription factor. The transcript has 3 exons. The annotation marks the transcript as partial. NCBI's taxonomy places the organism in Eukaryota, Fungi, Ascomycota, Eurotiomycetes, Eurotiales, Aspergillaceae. The record is from RefSeq and is a predicted model, not a curated record. Gene Ontology annotation, molecular function: DNA-binding transcription factor activity, RNA polymerase II-specific; sequence-specific DNA binding; zinc ion binding. Gene Ontology annotation, biological process: DNA-templated transcription; positive regulation of transcription by RNA polymerase II.